CGUUGCAGCCUGCAGUCGGCCGUCUGACAGGCCCUGACGGUCAUUGUCCCCGAGACAUUCCCCGACAUCCCAGCGCACUCCGGAGCACAACGAUGGUUGCCUAUUUUCACCCAGUCCGUCGGACAUAAGCCUCGGAGAUGAUGGUUGGUGAUAGUCCGUCUCCGAGCUGUAUCGAGUAUAUGACCCCACCAUGAGAAUAGGUUGUCGACUCAGAUCACAUCAAGCCCUGUUUUUCGGUUCAUGUUCUUUGGUGAAACCGGAAAACCGAAAAAACAUCGUCAUUAAUCUCAAAAGCGCCCCAAGGGGAUAUAGUCACGAUGUUUCGAUCACUCCUGUCGCGCGGGGGUCUCAUCCGCGACGACUACAUCUUCCCCCGCGUGGACCCCACAGAAGAUGGACCUGACUGUCAGAAAGACUGCGCUGACUGCACAGUGCAAUUUCCCCCAAAGGUGAAGGUCGAAACCACCAGACCACUGUACGGGCAUAUCAAGGAAUUCCAUACCCAUGUCCUGAUUGCGACGGGCAAGUCGGACUGGACAGAACAUGUGGAGAGUGAGAAGGGAUCCCUCAUGGAGGCAUUCGAUGCUCCCUCCAACCAGUCAAAGCAUGGGCGCAUGAUGAUCUCCGCCUCAAACCUCCAGUCCCACCACGAAGAGGACCAAGACAGCACCCACGGAACCACAAUCCUCCUUCUUCCUUCCUUCACCUUUCUUGACUCCGUACAAAGCACCGACGUGCGGGAGGUCGUGGACCGAUACAUUGACGCUCCGCUAUCCAACAAAGGCAUCGUUCCCGAGUCCCCCACGUCGCGACUGUCCCCACGUCCUUGCCAGUACGACUACGUGGUCCUGCUCUGUUCGCACCGACGGCGCGAUGCGCGCUGCGGCAUCACCGCUCCGCUGAUCAAGAAGGAGCUCGAGCGCCAGCUCCGGCCGCUGGGGCUCUAUCGCGACACAAACGAUGAUCGACCCGGGGGAGUCGGCAUUUUCUUCGUCUCGCACGUUGGCGGCCACAAGUUUUCUGCGAACGUUCUGAUUUACCGCAAAGAGCAGGAGCAGAUGAUCUGGCUGGCCCGAAUCAGACCUGAACACUGCGAAGGGAUCGUCAAGUACACGCUUCUGCAGGGCAAGGUGGUGCAUCCCGAGUCGCAAUUACGGGGAGGGUUCGACAGGUGUCGGGGCUUGACGAGUUGGUGAUAGACUAUUUCUUUGUUUGUUUCUUUUCUUUUUUUUUCCCAUGAAGAUAUGAUGUCUGUAAAAGCAUAAAUUAAUGAACUUACCUAAUACCCAAUUCAAAUUAAGUCAG
Messenger RNA from Aspergillus saccharolyticus JOP 1030-1, 1305 nucleotides. Its product is annotated as sucrase/ferredoxin-like domain-containing protein. Lineage: Eukaryota; Fungi; Ascomycota; Eurotiomycetes; Eurotiales; Aspergillaceae. The coding region runs from base 318 to 1196 and encodes 292 amino acids. The transcript has 2 exons. The record is from RefSeq and is a predicted model, not a curated record.